Chironomus riparius is the source of this 1308-nucleotide messenger RNA. The record is from the annotation of a GenBank genome assembly. NCBI's taxonomy places the organism in Eukaryota, Metazoa, Arthropoda, Insecta, Diptera, Chironomidae.
CAGAGUUUAAAAAAUGAACAUCAAUAGUCGGAGAAUUUUUAACUUAAUUAUAUUGUUAUCGAUUUCAGUUCAUGAAAUUCAAUGUCAAUGCACAAUCGACAUCCGUACAGAUCUUAAUAGAUCUUCAAGUAAUAUUCGUGAGCCAGUUAUCUUGAAAUACUCUGGAGAUCAAUACAAAUUGAUGGUCCCAGAUGAUGGUGAAUUGAAAUUCAAGAAAGGCGAAACAGCUUUAAUAGCUUGUACAUCCGAGGCGAGACCCAAUUCCCUGACAUUUAACAAUAAACAAAGUGCAACGAUCAUUUGUUCAUCAGGAAAUAAAUUCAACAUAAACAAUCAACAAUAUACAGUUUCGGAAUUCAACGAAUGUAGUGCAUCAAUUACUGGAAAUGUUUUAAAUAGGAAUCGAAAAUGUGGCAGCGAUGGUGCAUUCAUAAACAUUGGAUUUCAAUUGACCGACGGUCGAGGUUUUGUUAAUCUUAUUGAUAUUUGUUAUGCAAAAAAGAGAGCAUCAGCGAUUUAUUCAGCACAUGUCGUACAGGGAAAUUCAAUUAAGAAUUCAAUGAAAUCAAGUCAACGUCCAUCAACAUUCAAAACAGUUGAAGUUCCAACAAAUAUUCAAGUUGCAAGCUCAUUCACAAAAGCAAGUCAAAUGAAAAGAUUCACUGAUAUUUUUGGAAGUGCUGAAAAAGCAUCAGAGUAUCUAGACAAGACAUUUUUGGCACGUGGGCAUCUAGCACCUGACGGUGACAUGAUUUUUGUGUCAUGGCAAUGGAGCACUUACUAUUACAUUAAUGUCGUGCCUCAAUGGCAGUCUAUAAAUAAUGGAAAUUGGAAGCACAUCGAAAGUGUCGUAAGGUCAAAGGCUGCUCAAUUGAAAUACGAUUUGGUUGUCUUUACAGGCGGAUUUGAUGUUCUCAAGCUUAACAAUAAGAAAAUUACUCUCGCAUCGGAUGGACUUGAAGUGCCAAAAUGGUCAUGGAAAGUCGUUUUGGAUUCACAAAAUAAAAAUGGAAUUGCUUUCGCUACUUACAACAAUCCAUUUGCUACCAAUGUGAAUAAUUUAUGUAAUGACAUUUGCGAUGAGAAUGGAUGGAAUUGGAAAGAGAGAAAAAAUUACUCAAAGGGAUAUACAAUUUGCUGCGAUGUUGGUGACAUUAUGAGAAUUGUAAGCGAUAUCCCACCUGAAGCUAAAAGUAAUGGCAUUUUACAAAAGUAAAUUUAUUAUUUAAAUGUUGAAAUGUAAACUUUUUUCCUUGUUCAUAGAGGAAAUUGUCGUGAAUUAAUAAAUAGAUGACUUUUUGUGAUCAG